CCUCCCACUACAUUUCCCCAAACAAACCCGGGAGCCAGCGAGCGAGAAGACUACACUUCCCACAAGGCCUUGAGGAGCGAAAGGGAAGUGGGACGCGAUUGGGCCACCCCUCCACCAUUCCCCGCCUCCCGCUCCCUGUGUGACAAGGACCGCCGAAGCCGUGGGACCUUCUGAUCCUGGCCGGGAUUCAAGUUCAUUCACUCCACAUAAGAAGAUCAGACAAACCUUUCAGCUAUUUAAACUCACAGAAAAAUAAUUUGAUAUUAUCCAGAAGAGAGAGACUUUGAAUAUUCUUGAGUGGAUUUGAUCUUCACAAUUUGAUAGAUGCUGGGCAGUGCUAUGCAUUGGAUGAAAAGCAGGCCCCAAAAGAAAGCAACCUUUCUAGUAACCAAGAAUGUAAAGCUGAAUAAAGAAGUGUUUACAAUGUUUAACAUAUUUUGUUCUCAUGCCUUCUGGAAUUUGAAUUCACAUUGGGUUGCACGGUCCUGUAGUAUACUAUGGAUAAGAGCUGCUUUUCAUUAAUUAGUGCCACCAUUAUAUCUGGCAUGCCAAACGCAUAGGACAGAAAGUGAGAAAUGAUUUCUGGGUGCUUCCACGCAGUCGCUACUAGAAAUUGGACAAUGACAGCAACGCGAUUUGUUGGCUUUUGGAUGUUCAUGUCACUACUUUGCUGCCAGAUGACUGCCCCAGCAGAACAGGAGGAUAUAGUAAAACAUGCAAUAAAACUGCAUCGUGGAAAAGGAGCUGCUAUAACUCAAAGGAAACAGUGGCUAGUGGAAAACUGUAGAAAGCUGUCUGGACUCUUGCGUCAAAAGAAUGUGGUCCUCAAUAAAUUAAAAAGUGCAAUAAGAGCAGUGGAAAAGGACCCAGGGCUAUCAGUCGAAGAAAGGACAUUUCAGGUCCACACGUUUGAAAUUUUCCAAAAAGAGCUCAAUGAAAGUGAAAACUCUGUAUUUCAAGCUAUCCAUGGACUCCAGCGGGCCUUACAAGGGGAUUACAAAGAUGUUGUGAACAUGAAGGAGAGCAGUCGGCAGCGGCUGGAAGCCUUGAGAGAAGCAGCAAUAAAGGAAGAAACGGAAUAUGUUGAACUUCUAGCAGCAGAGAAGCACCAAGCUGAAGCCCUGAAAAACAUGCAGCAUCAAAAUAAGAGUCUAUCUAUCCUUGAUGAGAUUCUUGAAGAUGUACGGAAAGCAGCUGAUCGACUAGAAGAAGAAAUAGGAGAGCAUGCCUUUGAUGACAACAAAUCGGUGAGAGGAGUCAAUUUCGAAGCUGUUUUGAGAGUGGAAGAGGAUGAAGCAGAUACAAAAAGGAAUGUUUCAAAAAGGAAAGUGGAGGAUGAUUUGGGCUUAAGCAUGCUUAUUGAUUCGCAAAACAAUCAGUACAUACUUACUAAGCCUAGAGACUCAACCAUUCCACGUGCUGACCACCAUUUUAUAAAGGAUAUUGUGACCAUAGGAAUGCUAUCCUUGCCUUGUGGCUGGCUGUGCACAACAAUAGGAUUACCAACUAUGUUUGGAUACAUUAUUUGUGGAGUGCUUUUGGGACCAUCAGGAUUAAACAGUAUCAAGUCAAUUGUCCAGGUAGAGACAUUGGGAGAAUUUGGCGUAUUCUUCACAUUGUUCUUGGUGGGUUUGGAAUUUUCUCCUGAACGGCUAAGAAAGGUGUGGAAGAUAUCACUGCAAGGCCCCUGUUACAUGACACUUCUGAUGAUUGCCUUUGGCUUAUUGUGGGGGCACUUUCUACAAAUUAGAGCCACACAGAGUGUGUUCAUUGCUACUUGUUUAUCAUUGUCAAGCACACCAUUGGUAUCCAGAUUCCUUGCAGGGAGCUCUCGGGGAGAUAAAGAAGGAGACAUAGAUUACAGCAGUGUUCUGCUAGCAAUGUUGGUGAUGCAGGAUGUUCAGCUUGGCUUGUUUAUAGCAGUCAUGCCAACUCUUAUCCAAGCUGGAGUUGGCACACAUGCCAGCAUUAUCAAGGAAAUACUAAGAAUAUUGUUGCUGAUCGGACAAAUUCUGUUUUCUUUGGCUGCUGCUCUGCUCAUAUGUCUUGUUUUAAAGACUUACCUAAUAGGACCGUACUACCGCAAGUUACAUAUGGAAAGCAAAGGAAAUAAAGAAAUUCUAGUUCUAGGAAUAUCUGCUUUUAUGUUUUUUAUGCUAAUGAUCACUGAAUUAUUGGACGUUUCAAUGGAAUUGGGGUGUUUCUUAGCAGGCGCACUCAUUUCUUCUCAAGGCCCUGUGAUUACUGAAGAAAUUAUGUCCUGUAUUGAACCAAUACGUGACUUUCUUGCCAUCAUAUUCUUUGCAUCUAUAGGCCUUCAUGUUUUUCCUACAUUUGUUAUAUAUGAAAUCACAGUCUUGCUGUUCCUUACGCUUUCAGUGGUAAUAAUGAAGUUUUUCCUGGCAGUGCUUGUCCUUUCCAUGAUUCUUCCAAAGAGCAGCCAGUAUAUCAAAUGGAUUGUAUCAGCAGGAUUGGCUCAAGUCAGUGAGUUUUCUUUUGUUCUGGGAAGCAGAGCACGCAGAGCGGGUAUAAUUUCUCGAGAGGUGUACCUCCUUAUCCUGAGCGUGACGACUCUAAGCCUGUUACUUGCACCAGCCCUCUGGAGAGCUGCGCUUAUGAAAUGUGUACCAAGAUCUGAAAAAAGAUUAAUUUCUUGAAGAUAUUUAGUACAACUCUAUCCAUGAAACAAACAGCUUUAUAUUCAUUUCAUUUCUUUGGCAGCAAAUGAAAAAUAUGGUUAUGUUCUUUGGCUCAGAUGUCUUAACGUUUAUUUCAGUUCAUGAAACUCUUUUUCACAAGCAAUGAACAUUCUAAUUUUUAGAGGAUGGAAGGAUAAAAUUUGUGUUAAACUCAUUUUGUAAAACCUGAUUUUUAGAAAAUGUCUAAAAAUUCAGUAAUGGACUAAUGUGCCUUUUUAAUUAUUAUUUUCAGCAGUUGCAGAAGGUUUUAUUAACAUAUAUGGUGCCCAUGGUACUGUUUAAAGAAUUAUAUAAGUUGGUACAUCCAAGUUUAACAUCAGCAUAGAAACGUUUUUAGUGCUGUGUAAACUUGAGUUUUUCCAUUCCAAUAUAAGGUUGGAGACUGUUUUGGCUACGUCCUGAAAAUGAUUUUUUCUAAGUGAUAUUUGCUCUACUUGAUACAUCUCAAAUAAUUGUAAUUAUUUGUAACUUAAAUGUCUCUGAUCAUAUUUGUGUUUUGACAAAUAAGUUCAUUGUGAUCAAAAUGAUUUUUCAGUACAAAUAUAAAAAAAUUACUUGUUUGGAUCAUGCUAAUUGUUCAAAACCAAAAUACCUUAGCAUUAAAAAUAUUUUGGAGGAUUGA
Messenger RNA from Anolis sagrei ordinatus, 3321 nucleotides. Lineage: Eukaryota; Metazoa; Chordata; Lepidosauria; Squamata; Anolidae. The record is from RefSeq and is a predicted model, not a curated record.